This is a messenger RNA of Chiloscyllium plagiosum (whitespotted bambooshark), 1578 nucleotides long. NCBI's taxonomy places the organism in Eukaryota, Metazoa, Chordata, Chondrichthyes, Orectolobiformes, Hemiscylliidae. The record is from RefSeq and is a predicted model, not a curated record.
UAUAAUUAAUUCUCCCUCUGUUUCCCUGAGCAGCCUGGCUCUGUGCACCAUGACUGCAGAGCUGCUUGCUGAUGAAGAUGGGUUCUACUCCAAGGCCCAGAAAUACUGGAAGAAUAUUCCCGCCACAGUUGAUGGAAUGUUAGGGGGCUACGGGCACAUCUCCAACAUUGACAUUCACUCCUCCAGGAAGUUUCUGCAGAGGUUUGUUGGGGAAGGCUCUGGGAAAGCAGGGCUUGGCUGUGCGCUAGACUGUGGUGCUGGGAUUGGCAGGAUCACCAAGCGACUACUUCUGCCAAUGUUUAAAGUUGUCGACAUGGUGGAUGUGACAGAGAGCUUCUUAACCAAAGCAAAGGCCCACCUGGGGGAGGAAGGCAAUCGUGUGGGUAACUAUUACUGCUGCGGUCUGCAGGACUUUGUCCCCCAGCCCCAGCGAUAUGAUGUCAUCUGGAUCCAGUGGGUCAUAGGACACCUGACGGACUCCCACCUUAUCCAGUUCCUCAAGAGGUGUCAGAAGGCGCUUUGUCCGAACGGAAUCGUCUGUGUGAAGGACAAUGUGAGCCAGGAAGGGGUGAUUGAGGAUGAGGUGGACAGCAGUGUGUGUCGUGACCUGACCUCCCUUCGGAACAUUGUGCGGCUGGCAGGGCUCCGCGUGUUGGCCGAAGAGAAACAGGACAACUUCCCCGAUGAGAUUUACCAGGUGUACAGUCUGGCUCUGAGGUGAAUCUGACUGAUCCCGUGUGGCUGGGGGUGGGGAGGGCUGCUGGACAGGGACAGGGAGAGGGAGGGGAGAGGGAGAGGACACAGCACCGAGCCUGCAGAGCUGAACCUGACUCAAUGGCAGCUCCCCAUCAGGAGCUGCAUUCCUCUUUCCACCAGGCCGAUCCAUCCAGCUGUCAAGGGAAACAUUGAAAAGCAAUAUAGAGAGUGAGAGAGCGAGAGAGAGUGUUCCAGAAGAUUAAUGCACUGGUUUGGAGUCUGACCAAUCGCAUUCAAAUGAGCCUGUGUGUUUCUUCAGAGCACAGGAAGAAGUGAAAGCUGGGAAAUCUGGGAAACAGUGUGUCUCACCAGAUGAGCUGGAAUCCAGCUCCUUUUCCCAUUCACUAAAAGCUUUGAGUUGGACAGCAGAGAGUCCCAGUCUGGAAUGAAGCUGUUAACCCUGGCUGUGAGAUCGGCACGGUGCUCUGAGCUGGUGCAUUUUAACCCAGAGUCCAAUCCAGCCAGCACUUCUCAAACAACACCCCAGAAAAACAUCAUCUGCUCAUUCAUCACGUUGAUCUCUGUCGAACUGAGCUCUGCACUAUGUGGCUUUCCUAUUUGCUGUUAGAAUAGUGACUGCUUUUCAAAGUAAGUUGUAGUAGUUGAAGCACUUUGGUGAUUCCUGAAGAGCAGUACUCCCUUCAUCUCAUCACAUCGGCACAACUCUCAAACUACAGGGUUCUUCUGUCUCUUUUGACAAUCCACCCUGAGGUCACAGUCUUCCAUUCUCUACCUUCCUUCCCUUCCCCACUCGCUCUGUGUGUGUGUGUCUCUCUGUGUCUCUCUCUCUCUCUCUCUCUGUGUCUCUUUCUCUCUGUGUGU